GACUUUAUUUACGCAUAGCGUAGUGAUAACACAGUUCGCCAGUAUAGCUCGUACCCGGGACCUGUGAGGAACUUGUUUUGAGAGACGCAGCUGAGACAGAGUUGAACACUUUUUGCAUGAGAUAACACAUUUAACGCGUAAAAUAAUGGAAAACUUGAAAGAUGUUUGCAUCGAAAGGGCACCUCACCGGUUAGAAGCUGCUUAUGGAGAAAUUUUCACGAGAGGUGCAUUGGAUUUUCUGCAUGAUCUGUUCACUGAAUUUGAUAGCGAGGUUGAAAAGCUGUUGAGACGUAGAUUGGAACGACAAUUGUACAUCAAGCAGGGUAAAUGGAAACCGGAGUUUAGGAACAAUAGCGAAGAACUGGAUUGGAAAAUAAACGACCUACCGGUAAGGUUGCGAAAUCGAAAGUUGGAUCUGGGCGAUGUGAGUCCAGCUAAUACGACCAACUUUGUCGACAGCUUGUACGCAAAGGUGCAAGGUAUCCAAGUGGACUUUGACGACGGUCAUUGCCCUACCUGGCGGAAUACGGUGCAAGGUUUGUAUAAUGUGACGAAAGCAGUGCACGCUGGAUUGCCUGGAGCUCCGACAAAUAUUCAAGACUGCCCCAUACUGAUGCUUAGACCAAGGGCUUUCAAUAUGAUUGAACAUCACUGUAUGAUCGGUGGAAAGCAAGUAAUUGGACCGUUGUUUGACUUUGCCAUUUUGAUGUACCAUAAUGCGAAGCUAAUGGCUGAUCUGGGAGUAGGACCUUACUUCUAUCUAUCAAAAAUUGAGGGUCCCAAUGAAACACAGCUGUGGAACAAAAUUUUCACAUGGACCGAACAUCGACUUAACUUAGUCAGUGGAACCAUCAAGGCAUGUGUAUUGAUUGAAAAUAUCCUCGCGGCUUACCGCAUGGAAGAUAUCCUGCACUCCAUCAAAGAGCAUGCAAUCGGUCUGAACUGCGGCAUUUGGGACUAUUCGGCGAGUAUCAUUGCCAAAUUUGGAGAUAGGUCGGAUUUUAUGAUUCCUGAUCGUAAUAAGUAUGUUAACAUGGGCCAACCUUUUCUGAAGAACUACAUGAAGCUACUGAUCCACAUUUGUCAUAAGCGGGGUGCUCUGGCUACGGGGGGAAUGGCAGCCAAAAUCCUUCCUUGUGGGAAGGGAUCAAACAAUGUAAUCGACGACAUUAUAGAAAGCGUAAAAAUGGCAAAAUCCGUAGAAAUUGAAGCCGGAGUAGACGGAUUCAUGAUCUACGAUCUUCGAAUGGUGGAGGCGAUAAACGACUUGUGGGAACACAAAUGUCCCACUGAUAAUCAACUGCGAGUUCUUCCUGAUGUUCAUCAUGUAACAGCGUUCAGUUUAGUGAAGAUCCCCGACGGUGGCGUUACCAUGGAAGGAUUGGAGAACAACAUUACGGUUGCACUUUUAUUUAUCUACCAUUGGUUCAUGGGCAGUGGCGUGUUCUAUCUGAAUGGUGCUGUGGAAGAUUCUGCAACGGCGGAGAUUUCCCGCUCGCAAAUUUGGCAAUGGAUUCGACAGCGGGCCCCAAUCGAAGGUAAACCGGGAGCCUUUGUUACGAGGUCACUGGUCUACACUAUGCUGGAUGGUGUUAUUUCCAAAGCGUACAAAUCUUGGUGCACUUCCAUACCCGAUCGGAAGCGAUUACUUUCGUCGAAGUAUGUUUUGUUGGAGAUUAUUUCUUCUCGUAACUACAUUGAAUACAUCACAACGUUCCUGAGUGAUAGCCACAAGUUCAGGACGCUGCACAACAAAAACGAUGGGUUGGAGUCAAAACUAUAAGAGGGGAGGCCAAACAGUUAAACAAAAUGAUCAUAUUGAUAAAGGUUUAUUGUUAAACAAA
Ochlerotatus camptorhynchus is the source of this 1844-nucleotide messenger RNA. Its product is annotated as malate synthase-like. The transcript has 5 exons. The record is from RefSeq and is a predicted model, not a curated record. Lineage: Eukaryota; Metazoa; Arthropoda; Insecta; Diptera; Culicidae. Gene Ontology annotation, cellular component: cytoplasm. Gene Ontology annotation, molecular function: malate synthase activity. Bases 146 to 1783 code for a protein of 545 amino acids. Gene Ontology annotation, biological process: glyoxylate cycle.